CAGUGCGCCACGGAGCAAUCUCAGCCGCAUUGCAGUCGGUCGCCUUUGAGGGAAUGUAGAGAGAAGUGUUUGUAAUCCAGGGAAAGUCCUGACAGACAAACAAACAGACAGACGGAGAAGACGAGGCAAAUAUGUCCUGUGAUGAGAAAACAGCGCUGCUGGCAUCGCAGCAAGGACACCAGCAACGCCAGCACAUCAUUGUUUUGCCAAGGGAUCCAAAGGAUUAUGAACCCAUUUUCACAACUGCUGACUACUCAUACGGUCUGACGCUGGAGGAGCUGCUGCCCUUUGCCCUGGAUCCCUGGUGGCAGAGUGUGCGGCGUCUCUGCUCUUUCUGCCUCGGGUUUAUCUUCCUGCUGACCCUCUUCGCCGCCUUGGUACUGGCGCACUCCAACGAUGGCUGUCGGUCAAAUAGAGCAAUUAGCACGACCGUCAGCGGCCCCGGCAGCGGCACCACAAACAACAUCACGUUCCCGUUCUCGUCGCCAUCCACAUUCCCUCCGCCAGUGGCCUUGGCAUCCAAUGGCACUCAGCUGCUGCUGGCCAGUUUAUAGCUAAUCCCCAUAGCUCUUGGGGGAUGCCGCAAUACCACCCAUAGGAUUACAUCAGCCGCGCUCCCAAUACGCAUCUGUUUGGCUUUCCGGCAACGACUACGGACUACGGCUUUCCCACUCGACUACGAGUAUUCCAUUUGCUGACUAAGCGAUAAGCUUAGCACUGAGGCAGUACGGAAUCGAUUCGUGUUUGAUUACAAGCUUACUUUAAUUGUCAUUAUUUGCUAUUAAUUUAUAUUUUUAAUAAGUACAAUUAGACACGACUAUACGAGUA
This is a messenger RNA of Drosophila persimilis, 828 nucleotides long. RefSeq lists its product as uncharacterized. The transcript has 2 exons. The record is from RefSeq and is a predicted model, not a curated record. Lineage: Eukaryota; Metazoa; Arthropoda; Insecta; Diptera; Drosophilidae. Bases 132 to 554 code for a protein of 140 amino acids.